This is a messenger RNA of Cryptococcus wingfieldii CBS 7118, 1941 nucleotides long. RefSeq names its product kinetochore protein NDC80. The record is from RefSeq and is a predicted model, not a curated record. Gene Ontology annotation, cellular component: Ndc80 complex. Gene Ontology annotation, biological process: attachment of mitotic spindle microtubules to kinetochore. The coding region runs from base 1 to 1941 and encodes 646 amino acids. The transcript has 9 exons. NCBI's taxonomy places the organism in Eukaryota, Fungi, Basidiomycota, Tremellomycetes, Tremellales, Cryptococcaceae.
AUGGACUACAGGAACCGAGGAGUGUCUUCAGACCAAUACGCUGUGCCCGCUUCUGCCGCGAAGAAACUCAGCCGGCUCGGUCCUGCUCGGCAGUCAAUGGCUCCUGGUCAGACACGCAUCUCUGUGACUGGAUCAAGCGCCAUGAACAAGCAAAUCGAUUCGAGAGACCUUCUUCACAGCGGCGCAAAGGGUGAUGGGGGCGUCUAUGGUCGGACCCCGCAAGCAAGCAGAGGGAUGCCAGGCAGAAGGAGUUCUGUGUUUGCUUCCAGUACUCAAGGGCGAGCUUCUCUUGCUCCCGGUGUUUAUUCGUCCACCAGUCGGGACAAUCGCCCAGUCAGAGACAAGACCUUUCAGGCGCAUUGCGCGCGCAACGUCAGCGACUACCUUGUGUCUGCUCAUUACCCGGCACCUAUCACUGCCAAGACAUUGACAUCUCCCACAGCAAAAGAGUUUCAGUCGAUCUUGAAGUUUCUAAUCAACAACUCUCUUGAUCCCGGUGCUCCUUGGAGCAAAAAGUUUGAGGACGAUACUUUGACUGUAUUGAAGGAUCUCAAGUACCCUGGAUUGGAGACUGUCAGUAAAACUGCCUUGACUGCUCCGGGUGCUCCUCAGUCAUGGCCUGUGAUGCUCGCGAUGUUGAACUGGCUAGCCGAUCUAUGCAAGGCUCUGGAUCGAUGGGACGACCCGGACUGUAUGACUGAUUUUCUCAAGCUUCCAGCCUCUGAAUUACCCCUGGACUUUCCUGGCAUAGAAGAUCGCCUACUAUGGGAUUUUUCCGCCACCACCUACGCCCAGUGGUUCGACGGAGAAGCAGAAGAGUUUCAGGAGGCUGAACAGAAACUCGAGGAGGCGUACAAGCGACUCGCCGCGGCUUCUGUCGGAGAAUGCCAGAGGCUUCAAACUCAGAUACAAAGAUAUGACGUUGAGAUGCAGCAACUUCAGACACAAGAGCCACCUCUUAAGCGUCUGGAAGACGAGUAUGUCCAAUUGAUGGGUGACAAGACCAAAUUCAUCUCAUUCUUGGAUCUACAUCGUCAAAAAGUAGACAAGGUGCAUCAACGCGUAUUGAAAGUGAAGGAAAUUGCAGAGAGCCAAGAGCAUGAACUCGACAAUCGCCGCAUGGAACUGGCCAAAAUUGAACAAGCCGUCAACGCCCAGAACCUCAGCCCCGACGAGGUCAGCCGUAUGAAUCAUGAACGCGAUACCCUGUCGCGUAAUCUCGACGAAUUGCGCAACAAGAUAGCCGAGGCGAGCCAAGUUGCCUACGACCAAGAGAUGAUGGUGACAAGAUCGAUGGAUCGGUUUGAAGCAUUACUUGCCGACUACAACGCUCUUGCGCAUCAGCUUGGGCUUAUGAGUGCGCCUGCUGAGAGUCCAUCCACCUUCACUGGCGCUGCCGACUUUGUCAUUGACCUGGACUUGGGCGCCGAGGAACUGGAAGAGAUCAAGGCGGCUGGUCUGAAUAUGCGAUCUUCUCUCUGGCAAUCACUGCAGACGUGCCGAGAGAUGUAUCGGCAAGUGGCUCUGGAAGUGGGAAACAGCGCAAUUGUCUUGGAAGACGAAUACGACAAAUUAGGCCAGGGUGUGGAAAGGCAGAAAGAAGAAGUUGGAAAUCUGGAAGUCAGGCUCAAGAUUGUGCACCAACAAGCAGACGAUGCGCAUGUCCAACUGAACACGGAAAGUGCCGAUACCAACAAAGUAAUUGCUCAAUUGGAAACCGAAGUCACGAACAUGUUGGCGGCUAGCCAACAGGGCGUUCUGUCCACCUCUUCGCAGCUUGAUAGUACAAGAAUAGCCUACAAAGAGCUUCGCCACAAAACAGCUCUCCUCCAAGAUACUGUGGUCGCUUUGAUAGGAGAGCACAUAGACGUGAUCAUCAAAGCUAAGGAGCAUGCUGCCAACAGCUUGAAGAGCAUCAGGGCGCUGGCGGAGACUCAAUGA